UGCUUACAUUCUACACUUGACUUCCUUAUUAACUCCACAAUUAGAAGUAAUAGCCGCGUGGUGUCGCACAAUCUGUAAAUGUCGUCGACGUCGAUUUAUUAGGCCGUCAGCGCCCGGCUGUUCUUCCGUCCGUGUCCGCGUCGACCGCUGCGCUUCGUCGAGCGAUAGCAGCGGCGAGUACGCAUCGACGCCGAAAUCUGCUGAAGAGCACGUCUCCACUCCACCAGCAAUCACGGCGCUGAGCGGUCCGCCAGGCACGAUGCAGACGCGCGUCAACAUCGACGAACCCCGCUGGGACCAGAGUACAUAUUGGGGCCGGGCGCGGCACUUUUUCACGGUGACCAACCCGCUCAAUCUGUUGUGCACGGGCCGCGAGCUCGAGGAGUCGCGCGAGAUCGUCACGCGCUACCGCAAGGGCGAGAUGCUGCCGGGAUUGACGGAAGAGAAACUGUGGCACGCUAAACACCUGUACGACUCUGCGUUCCAUCCGGACACCGGCGAGAAGGUGACGCUGAUUGGCCGCAUGUCGGCCCAGGUGCCCAUGAACAUGACGAUCACGGGCUGCAUGCUCACCUUCUACAAGACCACACCGCAGGUGAUCUUCUGGCAGUGGGUCAACCAGUCGUUCAACGCGGUUGUCAACUACUCGAACCGCAGCGGAGAUUCUCCCAUACCCUUGUCGACGCUGGGUCUCUCGUACGUAUUAGCGACCAGUGGUGCGUUGGGUACCGCGCUGGGUCUGAACAGUCUCGUCAAGUCGCUCCCGCCGCUCGUUGGUCGGUUCGUGCCGUUCUGUGCCGUGGCGGCGGCCAAUUGCGUCAACAUCCCCAUGAUGCGGAUGCGCGAGAUCAAUCACGGAAUUCCCGUAGUCGACGACAACGGCAACCGCCUCGGCGAGUCCAAGGUGGCCGCAAAGUGGGCCAUCGCUAUGGUCGUCCUCUCCAGGGUGGGCAUGGCCGCUCCCGGCAUGGUAGUUCCACCGAUCGUGAUGAACACGCUCGAGAGGAAAGGCGUGCUCCAGCGCUACCCGUGGAUCAGCGCGCCGUUGCAAGUGGGCCUGUGCGGCCUAAUGUUGGUGUUCGCGACACCCCUGUGUUGUGCCAUCUUUCCGCAGAAGAGCUAUAUUGAAGUGAGCCACCUGGAACCGGAGUUGCAGGAGGUCAUCAAAAAGCUACCCAGUCCGCCUACGAGGGUAUACUAUAACAAGGGGCUCUGAGAUGCAUCUCGUAAGAGCGCUUUUCUGCAAUUACGUGUAAGAAAAUAUGGUGCGUGCAUUGUGUGUUGAGUAGACUUUUUUUUUUUUUAUAGCAAGUUCCAAAUUGUGAGUAGAGUCUGAUGCAGAAUUGGUCUGCUUUCCUUCGAUGUGUGACUUCGGGCAUCCCACUUUUACAUGGCUCGUGGGGGAGGAUGUUCAUCUGCUAAAUGACAUAUGAAAGCAUGAAUAGCAUGCAAUGGCACCACAUUGAGGAAAAGCAGCAAAUAAUGAUGGCAUAUGAGAUGCAGUUGAUAGUGUCUUUCAGAAAGUGUUGAGGGACGUUGCUUAGCUGCUGUUACUGAAAAGCAUCUGUUGGAUUUUGUGUGAUUUAGUGGAGUGACCUACAAUAUGCCAUGAAAAUGCUUUGCAAGCUCACACAAAAAGUACUUGCAUGUAUUCUGUAUGGUUAGCUCAAGUAUCUGAGCGCCAUGAUUUGUAUCCCCGCCAACACAUUUGUAGCACCUAUAAAACAGCUAUAGUAUGCUAAACAUAGUGCAUAAAAUGUGAUACCUGUAGGCUUUAGAUUAAACAUGUCAAGCACCACAUUUUCUUACAUGUAUUGGAGUAAAUAUAACCUUCUCCUUCCAUGCUGCCAACUAGCAGUUUAUUUUACUGUCAAAGAUUUAUUUUUUUUGCAACUUUUCUGGGCUGUUGUACCAUGUGGGCUUUGAUGCAUGGUUGCACUUCGCUCACAAAACAAUAUAUUUUUUUCUUCCACGCAACUAUUCCAGGCACACUCACCUGUGCUCUACAUACAAUGCCACGUGAUCCCAAUGAGAGAUGAGAGGAGCGAAAUAAUUCUGUUAUUGUUUCAUGAAUAAUUAUCUUUUAGACGUCAAGUGGUCACUUGCACCUUCCUAUUUGGCACAUUGAUGUGGCCCGCAAUAAAUGUUCUGUGUUCCUACUUAUACAGUGCUGUGGAGCUGUGCUAUUUCGUCAGAGUGUGCAAUAUUGACAGAGGAGCAUGUUUAAGAUUGGUCACAAAUGCUACGGGCACCCUUUAGGGGUGUGUGAAUAGUAGUUUUUCAGACUGAAUCACAUAGUGUUGUAAGGAAAUUGAAUACAAAUCGAAUAGCACCAGAAGCUAAUCCAAUCAAAUAUUGAAUAUUUUUUUAUUAAUGAACAGCCUUCUCAUCAUUAAUAUCAAACAAUUUUCCCAAAUUGGUAUUCACAACAUUAGAAAGUUUUUGUCAUUUCACUGCACAUUACAAGCCUGCUUUAUUAACCCUUUAUUGACGAGUGUUACCAGUCAGUCAGUCAAGAACAUUAUUGAAGUCCUGAGGAGUUUUAAGCCGUUGGAGAUCCCACACGGGGAACUCCUCCGGCCGAAACCGUAGGCGACACCCAAGGCGGGACGGGAACGUGGUGACGCUCCGCCAGGUUUCUGGCAACAUACCAGAAAAAAAAUUUUUUCUUGCCGAGUUUCACUAUUGAGUGCGAAGUUUCUGGUUAAAUGUUUUCGGCAAACACUGCAUGACAGGCAGCAAGCCUCAUUUGUUGGUUUAGAGCAGCAACAUUGGACGAGGAAGUAGUAGUUUGGCACGAGACUCACUGUCUUUUGAGAGCAAGGUCAGAGGAGACAGGCCGAUGCACGAUAUCCCGCUGCAGUGGUGUCACGCAUGUGAUGUAAAGCAAAUGAAAUGUACAUCUAUGGUUCACAUAUGAUAAGAGCUGUCUAUACAAAUUGAAAAUGAAGCCUUAGGUGGCUUGGGGUGAAGCCCACUUCCAGUUUCCUGCCUGGGGUUUUCGCCCUAUAGCUGAAAAAAAAAAUUCUGCAAAAUAUUUUUUGUUUUGUUGAUUGUGCUCAUUCUUUAUGUGCUUUUUCCAUUUAAAUAAAAAUUUAACAUUUUUCUGGGUAUUUAUAUGCCUUGUCCAAGGGUUGAAAGCACUAAGGGAGCACAAGGAACAACUAAGCAGGUUGGUAAACUUGGGGCUCUUCAGAGCACACGUUGUCAUGCAUUAUCAUAUAAAGCUUACAGAGGCAGCCUUAUUGUCCUUUUUAAUAUCUGUGUAUAAUUUCGUGACCAAAUCAGAAACGCGUGCCAAACAGCACCCAAUGCCGAAUGCUGUGCCUAAACAUUUUAUUGCGAAUGAUCGUGUUUAGCCGGAAAAGUCUGGCUGUCCGAGCGACGCAACCUGCUCUAGUACAUUAUGUCCACUGAGGAUGGGAUGAAAGUUAUUGCAUUUUUGGUUAAAUUUCAUGUUUGGUUGUGUACAGUAGGCUACAGGAAGUAUUUGAAAACUAUUUUAAAUAUAUUUAGAUUUUUGAAUAGCUAUUAUUCGAUUCAAGGGCCAAAUCAAUUGCGACUAUUUCGAAUUGUGAUUACUUGAUUUGAGGACUGAAUCAAAUCAGAGAAUAUUCUAUUAAUUAUUCCAAAGUUUCGGAUAUUCGCACACCCCUGUCACCCUUCUUACUGUGAAUCUGCCCUGUUGCAUACUCGUAAUUGAUACACAGGUAACAUGAGGCCGUAAAAUGAAGUUUAAGCCACCACCAUGACAGGUUUCAAGCAUAUGCACUUUGAUAAGAGUCUUGGCAUUUUAAAUAAUUUUUUUCAUGUUAUUGCUAUAGUUAUAGUCUAUAUCAUUUAUCAAAUUUACAUAUGAAUGGAUGGCUUCCUGCUGCUUUUUUGCCGUUAGCUAAAUAUGUCUGGCUGAGUUUGUGCAUGUGAGGAAGGAAAUGUUUUCGUAGCGAACAAGACCUCAAUAGAAAGUUUGUGCAUGUGAUGAGAGUUCUGAUUUCUUUAGGGGAAGCUAGUUCAUAGUGUAGGAUUUCACAGGCAGGGUUGCCAACUCAAGGUACCAUUGGAAACAGACGCAGUUAGUUUUGGGAUAAUACAUUUAGUUAAUUUUGGGAUAAUACAGUUAGUUUUGGGAUAAUUUACCUUUACAAAUGCAUGCACCUAUGUAAGCACUUGGUUAUGACUUCAGAAAUAUGUUGCACAUAAUUCUACAUGCCUUGCAAGACUUAAGCCCUCGCAUCGGUGAAACAAUUCUGAAAUUGACGGAGAUGAUGUUACUAUAUAAUAAGUGUCAAAGUUCAGAUAUUCGUGUUAUUCUUGUAAAUAUUGUUUAUGGUUUCAUUUUCAUGAAUAGUUACUAUUGCUAAGUUUAAUGUGUGAGAUCAGUGGUCACUGUAUUUGAGCCACAUUUGUCAUGAUGUUCUCAAGUUUAUGGAAGAGCUUAUUAAAGAAAUAGCUGGGGGUGCUGCCAAGGGCCAAAUCCUUUGUUACUA
Molecule: messenger RNA, 4487 nt
Organism: Dermacentor silvarum
Lineage: Eukaryota; Metazoa; Arthropoda; Arachnida; Ixodida; Ixodidae
Product: sideroflexin-3
Exons: 1
Coding region: 260-1216 (318 amino acids)
Biological process (GO): monoatomic ion transport; serine import into mitochondrion
Cellular component (GO): mitochondrial inner membrane
Molecular function (GO): monoatomic ion transmembrane transporter activity
Source: RefSeq, a predicted model, not a curated record